GUCCACCUGCGGCUGGCCCAGGGACCUCGCAGUUCUCACGCCUGGGGUUGAAGGCAGUUGAAAGGGGAAGGGUAAAGGAGGGGCACGCACCUAGUCUCCCCCGGGUCGGAGAAGGGCUGGUGCAACUGGUCCAACCGCUGCCCGGGCGAGCCCUCCCAGCUCGAUCGUCACGUGACUCGGAGGGCGCCGGGAGCCGCAGCCCAGGGGGGGCAGCGCUAGCUCCUCGGGCUCAGCCUGUGGCUUUAGUUCCGCGCACGGAGGAAGGGCAAGAAGGGGGCGGGGGGGAAACAGAACCUGCCGCCACUGCUCCUGCCCCCUCCCCCCGCUCCAGCCGGUUCCCAGCCUCGCUCCCUGUAGCUCCAUUGCGGAAGUGGACCAGGAGGUGGCGGCGGCGGUGGCGGCUACGCUGACCCCAGGAAUCUGAGACCGGGGCCCGACCCGCUCCCCCCCCCCGCCCCCUUUUUGCUUCGAGGGCAACAAAUAGUUCUGAGCCCGUGCUGCCAGUAGCCAGGUCGGCUGCUCGCCGGCCUCCCUCCUGCUCCUCCUCCUCCUCCUUCCUCGGCGCAGCCGUCGCCGCCGUCCCCAGGCUGCAUGCUCCCGGCUCCCCCCUCCCCCGCCUCCUCCUCCCGCUCCUCCUCCCGCCGCUGCCGCCGCCGCCGCCGCCGCUGCUGCUCUCCCCGCAGCCGGCCGCGGGAGCAGUAACAUGCUCACUCGCGUGAAAUCUGCGGUGGCCAAUUUCAUGGGCGGCAUCAUGGCUGGUGGCUCGGGCUUGGAGCACGGCGGAGGCUGUGCCGGCGGCGGCGGCGGGGCCGGCUCCGACCUGCCCUUGCGCUUCCCCUACGGGCGACCGGAGUUCUUGGGGCUGUCUCAGGACGAGGUCGAGUGCAGCGCCGACCACAUCGCCCGCCCCAUCCUCAUCCUCAAGGAGACCAAGCGGCUGCCCUGGACCACGGGCUACGCAGAAGUGAUCAAUGCAGGAAAGAGCACACACAAUGAGGACCAAGCCAGUUGUGAGGUGCUAUCUGUGAAGAAGAAACCAGGAGUCAUUACUUCAACUCCAAACAGAAAUUCAUCUGCAAAGCGAAGGUCCUCUCUUCCUAAUGGGGAAGGACUCCAACUAAAGGAGAAUUCUGACACGGAUGGCAUUUGCUUCCACUACUGGUCCCUUUUUGACGGGCACGCCGGCUCCGGGGCCGCUGUUGUAGCAUCCCGGUUGCUGCAGCAUCACAUUGUGGAGCAGCUACAGGACAUUAUAGAGAUUCUGAAGAACUCUGCGGUGCUCCCCCCGACGUGCCUCGGGGAGGAGCCUGAGAACAACCCCGCUAACAGUCGGACUCUGACCAGGGCUGCCUCCCUUCGAGGAGGUGUGGGAGCCCCCGGUUCCCCGAGCACCCCUCCCACGCGUUUCUUUACGGAGAAAAAGAUUCCCCAUGAGUGCCUUGUUAUUGGGGCCAUUGAAAGCGCAUUCAAGGAAAUGGACCUGCAGAUAGAGAGAGAGAGGAGCACAUAUAAUAUAUCUGGAGGCUGUACUGCCCUUGUUGUUGUCUGCCUGUUGGGAAAACUGUAUGUAGCCAAUGCUGGUGAUAGCAGAGCCAUCAUUGUUAGGAAUGGAGAAAUCAUCCCCAUGUCUUCAGAAUUCACGCCAGAGACAGAGCGCCAGCGCCUCCAGUAUCUGGCUUUCAUGCAGCCUCACUUGCUGGGAAACGAAUUCACACAUUUGGAGUUUCCAAGGAGAGUACAGAGAAAAGAACUUGGAAAGAAGAUGCUCUACAGGGACUUCAAUAUGACAGGCUGGGCAUACAAAACCAUUGAGGAUGAUGACCUGAAGUUUCCCCUCAUAUAUGGAGAAGGCAAGAAGGCCCGAGUGAUGGCAACCAUUGGUGUAACCCGGGGACUUGGGGACCAUGACCUGAAGGUGCAUGACUCCAACAUCUACAUCAAACCAUUCCUGUCUUCAGCUCCUGAGGUGAGAGUCUAUGAUCUCACGCAGUAUGAGCACGGGGCAGAUGACGUGCUGAUUUUAGCCACCGACGGACUCUGGGAUGUUCUAGUGAACGAAGAAGUGGCUGAAGCAAUCACACAAUUUCUUCCUAACUGUGAUCCUGAUGACCCCCACAGGUACACGCUGGCGGCCCAGGACCUGGUCAUACGAGCCCGAGGCGUGCUGAAGGACAGGGGCUGGCGGAUAUCCAACGACCGGCUGGGCUCGGGAGACGACAUCUCCGUCUACGUCAUUCCGUUAAUACACGGGAACAAGCUCUCCUGAGACGGCGGCGGCAGGGACUGGGAGGGUUCUGGAGGAGAGAGCGGCCCCUGGCUUUGCGCAGGGAGGUCCGCGCCAGCGGGGGGAGGAGGUCGCCGUCCGCGGGGCAGGGCCCCCCACGCCUCUAUUCUACAACGCUUCAGGUAUCCCUUGGGUUCUACCUUCUCCCGUCUCCGUGGGACUUGGGCACGCAGCAAAGGCUUCUCCGUGUGCCUCGGGUCUCCGCUUCCUUCCGUCGGCCGCCCAGGCCCAGCUGCCCCCGGGGCCGCCGCGUAUUUAUUUUGUUCCAGAGUGGCGGGGCCUUUUCCCGUACGCCCCAGCUGGGAGGGCGGCCCAGCCAGGUGUCGGGUCUCUGGAGGGGAGGCCGGAGUCAGCCUGUUAGGGGGAGAGCUCGGGGGCGGCCUUUGCGGGGUUUGCGGUCCUUGCAUCCCCGUCUCCCAGGCCUGGAAUUUCACGGCUCCUCGCAGAAGAAUGCGGUUUGCAGCGGCGCGUGGAACAGGGUCCUGGUGACAGCACCCAUUGUGUCGUCUGGGUCAUUUUCUCUCUCCACCUUCCCGGUGCCCGCCAUUAUCCUCACUGAUCUUUCCUGUCAGGGCCCGACCCUGGAAAUAGGGAUUUCCAUUUGUCGAAACGGCCGCCUCCCUCUUUCCUCCUAUCGCCCGUCCUGUUUAAGGGAUCACUGUGUACGUGGAGACCUGUUAGCAUUUAGCAGCCGGGGUGUCUGGGAAGCUUCUUGCAUUGGCCAAAGCUCCUUUAAGGAGCCCCCCCUCCCCCCAUCCCAGGCGGUGGUUCUCCCCCCAUCCCAGGCGGUGGUUCUCCCCCCAAACGCGCCCCGUGCUCUCCUCGGACCCACCGGACUUCCCGGUCUCUUCCCCCCAGUACUGUCUGCUUCCUCCUUUCACCCUAGAUAGGAUUUCACGUGGCUGUUCACACACCAAAGCACCCGCUUCCAUACCCCCCAUCCCACCCUGGCACCUUUUUUUCCCUAAAAAGAUUCAAAAUGAGGCAAAUCUGCCGUGACUGCCGGGUGGUCCCUUGCUCGCUGUGUGGGGCCUGGAUCCAGGGGCGUGGGCCCGGAGCUCAGGGUGCCCUCGCCACACCUGCUGCUCCCUGUGGGCCGGAGACGAGGGGGAGGGGGUCGGUGGGACUGAAAAGCGCCCGCCGGCCCCCCGCGUUUCCCAUGUGUCUGAAUCCCUCCCCCUGGGGCCGCAUCUCCCUGGGCCCCACGUCUCCCACGGGCCUGGAGGCGCGGAGAUCAGCUGGGGGCCUUCUCUGCUCAGGGGCUGCUCCGGGUCUGUGUGCUGGGCGCCCGCCAGGGGCCUCUCGGUGCCGAGGGGCUGCCGGGGGUUGCACCCGGGCCCGGCUGUUCCACCUGCGGGGGCCCCAUCGAGGUCCCCACUUCCUUCCUCGAGUCUGAUGCUGAGACGGGGGCGGGGGCCUGCUUUUACCAGUGUGGUUUCCGUGCUGAUGCCUGUGGUGCUGCGGACGAGGAAGUGCAGGGGUCCUGCAAGCUCGGGGAGACCGUUCCCUUUCUGCCUUGCCUUCGCUCCAAGGCUGAGUGGUGAUGCAGAAAGCCGUCUGUCUGGGGCCUUUCACACCCCCAGUCCCAGCCCCUGCCCCCCCCUUCCCCAUGCCCUCCUCUUUGUGGGUGUCUGGAGUUCCCUGCCCCUGGUCCAGACUUCCUGCCUCGGCGCUCGGCCCCCCCGGGAGUGGUCAGCGCGGCCCCCAGUCAGGCCCCUGGAGUUUUCCCCGGUCGCUGUCUCAGAAAUCCUGCUCACAAGCCCUAGGGAGAGCGCGUGCCCCGCGGGAGGAGCAGCGCCUUGUCGCCGGGCCCUUGGGGGCAAACCAAAAGGGACAGAAGUAACCUGGUGGAGCCGAGCCUGCUGCGUGCCGCCUUCCUCGCCCAGACCCCGUGGCCGGGGCCCCGACCACACCAGGUUUUGUGCCGCCUUCCCUGGGCCCAGGAGGCUUCUGCUCCCAAUGCCGCUGCUUGGAUGCCACCGAGUCCUAGGCGUCUGUCUCUGAGCCAGAUCUCCGUGUAGCCGUCCCAGAGGAAUCUCCCUUUUCAUUUCCCAAUUAGGUCAUCCCCGUUAUCCCAGGUUUGGGGAUUCUUUUUGUCUUGUUUUUCUGAGUGAGUCCCCCACCUUAGUUACCCACUUGUCUAACUCAGAUGCCUCUUUCCACUCUCUGGCCCCAACCAGUGCUGUGCUUUGUCAACACCGUUUUCCUGGAAGGGCCCGCUCGGGGAAAGUGCCCACAAGCCCGUCCUCCCCUCCCGAGCCAGGGUCCCCAGAUCCGUGGCCAAGGGUCCUCGUGAGCGAGUGCCCAGAACCAGGCUGCUGCAGGGAGACCCCUCUGUGAUAAGGGGGGAGUGGGCCCCUGAGCUUCCUCCCCCACACUCCACUCGCCUGCGUCUGGGGGGACAGAGGCAGGGGAAGCCCCAAGGCUUUACAGCUCUCCCUCCUGAAGCCCCCCCUUCCUUCCCUCGGCUUCAGUGCUCCCCUUCAUCCCAGCUUUCCUUGUGGCAGUGGGGAGGGAUGUCAGAACCACUGGCUUGGGUCCCAAUGCCGGAACCCUCUGAGAAGGGGUCUGUUUUGAUAAUAAUUUGCUAUUAAGUCUCAAUUUCUCUCAGCCUUUCCCCUCCAUGCAGUCGGGCUCUUAUUAAUCAGGGGAAGGGGUUUUACGUCACCAGGUAUAUGGCCUUCCCUUCGGCUUCCCAGGCAGCUCCAUACUCUUUCCCUCAAGGAAUAAUAAUAAAGCCUUAAUGGGAUUGUUUCCACAUAAGCAGCCCCUUACAGGACAGUCAGGGAGAGAGCGCGAGUGAGCAGUGAGAUUUUCACAAAAAGGAGCCAGGCUGACCCCCCAAAAGCUUUUACAAACAGAGAAGGCCUCGGGCCACUGGACAGAGUUUCUACACUGGAAAAGUGAGAGCACGGAAUGCCCGCGGUGCUGCCCCGGCCCAGGCCGUGGGGGGCCGGUGACAGGGCGUGCAGAUGGACGCCCCAUGCAAGAGGAGGCCCGAUCGGAUCGGGGUGCCCCUGGGACGGGGCGACCGUCUCGACCCCCGCGUGCUCUUGUGUAAAUAGCUUCACUCUUUGUUUUUCCCUUUGUCGUAGAGGAAGAUGUGUUUAUGUAGCUACCACGUAGACAGCGACCAAAUGAGACUGUCCUUGUGCUGCCAAUUUCUACCUGUGACGUACUUGAAGGACGGGGAGCCUCCGGGACCUCCACCCUUUUAUCCUUCCAUAAGUACUUUGUGUUUGUCGCCGUCUGUUUGGGGGGUUUUGUUGUCAUUUCUAUUUUCAGGGACUUUUUGAGGGUUACUCUUUUCCAGUCCCCUUGGUUUGUUGCUAUUUUUUUGGUUCAGCUGGGAUCCAGCAAAUGAAAUGGCAUUUUCAAGGCUGUGUGAUCGUUUUGGGUCUCUUUCCCCCCACAAGGACCCUUGCACAACGAAGAGGGAGAAGAGCCUGUCAGAAAAAUGGUUUUCGGAACAAUAUACUUUUCUGCUUUUUUCAACUGUGUUGACUUUUGUAAGGCACCUCCACCCAAACAAAAACUGUUUAGUACAAAGGAUUUAUUGUGUGUAUUUUGAAAACUUGAAGUGCAAUGUCCCAAGGGAGAAGCUAAGGAGAAAUGUAUAUGCUCAUUGACAUUUUAAAAUAAAAAGAUUAUAUAUAUGUA
Messenger RNA from Sarcophilus harrisii (Tasmanian devil), 5944 nucleotides. It is a transcript of the gene PPM1H, whose product is annotated as protein phosphatase, Mg2+/Mn2+ dependent 1H. The record is from RefSeq and is a predicted model, not a curated record. Gene Ontology annotation, biological process: protein dephosphorylation. The coding region runs from base 704 to 2266 and encodes 520 amino acids. NCBI's taxonomy places the organism in Eukaryota, Metazoa, Chordata, Mammalia, Dasyuromorphia, Dasyuridae. The transcript is spliced from 10 exons. Gene Ontology annotation, molecular function: protein serine/threonine phosphatase activity.